AUGAACGAUUCAUCACUUGGCAGCGAGAGAGAUGGUAUAAACUGUUUAAAUUUGGAUGAAGUUCAAGACAGUAAUUAUGAACAACAAAUGCAAGGAGGAGAGAAUGACUCUAAAUUGAUGUUGGGGCACUUGCAGUCUGCUAAGACAGUAGAUGAAAUGGAGGAAAUUCAUAAGGACAAAGGGGAAUUGCCGCCUCAGGUGUAUUCAACCAUCAUGAGAGGUUUUGGUAAGGAGAAGAAAAUGGAUUCUGCAUCAAUUCUUAUGAAUUUGUUGAAGAGGAAAAGGACUGAAACCAAUGGUUCUUUCAGCCCAAAUCUUUUCAUAUAUAAUAGUCUGUUGGGGACAGUCAAACAGUCUCAACAAUUUGCAGAGGUGGAAACAAUUAUGAACGAAAUGGAUCAAACAGGAAUCACUCCUAAAGUUGGGGUCGAGCCAAAUGCAUAUGCCUACACAAUUAUGGCUUCAAUUCAUACUGCCCUGGGAAAUUUUAACAGAGUUGACGACAUCAUUUCCGAGAUGGUAACAUUGGGAAUUGAGCUCACGGUUGUGACAUUCAAUGCAAUAGUCAGUGGCUGUGCACGGGGUGGCAUGAGCAGUGCAGCCUAUGAAUGA
Prosopis cineraria is the source of this 612-nucleotide messenger RNA. RefSeq names its product protein LOW PHOTOSYNTHETIC EFFICIENCY 1, chloroplastic. The record is from RefSeq and is a predicted model, not a curated record. The coding region runs from base 1 to 612 and encodes 203 amino acids. Gene Ontology annotation, molecular function: protein binding. NCBI's taxonomy places the organism in Eukaryota, Viridiplantae, Streptophyta, Magnoliopsida, Fabales, Fabaceae. The transcript has a single exon.